GGUGAGGCUGCACAACAGUGGGACUGCCUGCGGACAGAGGACACAAACAGAUGCAGGACUUUCCAAGUCAUUAAAAGCAAUGGACAGGGAGAAGUCAUUGAACCGUUGCAGGGUGAACUCUUCUACUCCUGCUUCUACUACUACUUCAUCUCCACUCAUGUCUGACUCCUCAUCCACCUUCUCCUCCUCCUGGUGCAACUCCUCUCACCCCCUCUUCUCCACCGCCCCGUUCUCGUCCCCUUCCUUUGCUGGUGUUGACCUCCUGUCCGACCUGAAGCUCGUCUACAUCCCUCUCUACACUGCCGUGGUGCUGGUCGCCUGCUCCGGCAACCUCCUCCUGCUCUUUCUCAUCUGGCACAACAAGAAGAGACACAACACCACAAACUUCCUCAUCAGCAACCUGGCACUGGGCGACCUGGUCAUGUGCAUCUUCUGCGUCCCUCUGACUGCAUCCUACGCCUUUGACCCGCGUGGAUGGGUGUUUGGUCCCUUCAUGUGUCAUUUUGUCACCAUCAUGCAGUCUGCAGCCGUCUACGCAGCGGUGCUGUCCCUCAUGGCCAUCGCAGUGGACCGUUACGUGGUUGUGGCUUAUCCCAUACGCAAAAGAGCAGGAUGCCAGUUCUGCUGGGGUCUGGUGAUCCUGAUAUGGCUGUCCUCUCUGGCUUUAUCCACACCGACAGCUCUACACACCAUGCACCUGGACCUGCGGGCUGCGGGGCUGCAGAUGGCCGUGUGUGAGGAGUUCUGGGAUGGCCAGGAGCGAGGCCGUCUCAUCUACUCCUGUUUCAUUCUCUUCUUCUCCUACUUUGUCCCACUGGCUGCUGUCUCCAUCUCCUACUGUGCUAUAUCCUAUCGGCUGAAUCAGAGGACCACGUCGGGAUUGACGGCGUGUCAAGAGGUGAGAUCUGCAAGGUCUUUAUGGAGCAGACGGAAGAGGAAGACCUUCUACCUGCUGCUAGUGUCCGUCCUCUGUUUCGCCUUCUCGUGGCUUCCCUUACAGGUGGUGAAUCUGAUCCGGGACCUGGACACAGACUUCUCAAUCUUAGGGAAGAAUUACGUGAACGUCAUCCAGGUGUCCACUCACCUGCUCGCCAUGAGCUCCGCCUGCUACAACCCUUUUAUUUACGCCUCGUUGCACAGCAAGUUCCUGUCCUACCUGUGUCACCACUUCCUGUCACGGAGGAGAAGAAAGGGAAAGGACAGGGGUCAGAGGUCAAGCACCCUGACAAUGUCACACAGACUGCAUCGCCUUCACACCUCCACGAUUGUGGCAGAUUUACCAGGAGCCGUUGUAAAUAACGUUGUUCCUCAAGACAACUACGCCUAAAUUGUUGUUUCGCUUUAAUACACACAAGAAUAUUUUUCACAAAUGUACAAAAAUAAACAAUACAUUUCAUCUGGUUGUUGUACAUAUUCAUAGCCUUGAGAUUUUUUAAUACUCCAUGGUAUGUUUAGGUCUAUAAUAACGUGCGGUUCUAAUGUAAAUAUUUAUUUGCCAUUACUGUCACUUUAACAUGAGGAUUAUUGUUACGUGUUUCUAAUCUAUUUUAAUUC
Cottoperca gobio is the source of this 1554-nucleotide messenger RNA. RefSeq names its product prolactin releasing hormone 2 receptor (gene prlh2r). Bases 80 to 1327 code for a protein of 415 amino acids. The record is from RefSeq and is a predicted model, not a curated record. Gene Ontology annotation, biological process: G protein-coupled receptor signaling pathway. The transcript has 3 exons. NCBI's taxonomy places the organism in Eukaryota, Metazoa, Chordata, Actinopteri, Perciformes, Bovichtidae. Gene Ontology annotation, cellular component: neuron projection; plasma membrane. Gene Ontology annotation, molecular function: neuropeptide binding; neuropeptide Y receptor activity.